Molecule: messenger RNA, 1005 nt
Organism: Dromiciops gliroides (monito del monte)
Lineage: Eukaryota; Metazoa; Chordata; Mammalia; Microbiotheria; Microbiotheriidae
Product: 2-acylglycerol O-acyltransferase 2-like
Exons: 6
Coding region: 1-1005 (334 amino acids)
Biological process (GO): diacylglycerol biosynthetic process; triglyceride biosynthetic process
Cellular component (GO): endoplasmic reticulum membrane
Molecular function (GO): diacylglycerol O-acyltransferase activity; 2-acylglycerol O-acyltransferase activity
Source: RefSeq, a predicted model, not a curated record
AUGGUUUCCUUCUCAUCUCUCUCCGUGCAGCUGGAGCGGCACCUGCAGACAUUGGCUGUGAUUCUAUGGAUCUUGAGUUUCCUAGUCUUGAGCCAGGUCUGCACAGUGAUCUUUGUUAGCCUCUUCUUCACCCGCUUUUGGCUCCUCAGCGUCCUAUACUCAGCCUGGUGGUACCUGGAUAGAGAUACCCCAAGGAAAGGUGGGAGGCAAUCCAAGACCACGAAGCAAUGGCGCAUAUGGAAGUACAUGGCAGACUACUUUCCCAUCUCGCUCAUCAAGACAGCAGAAUUGGACCCAACCCGGAACUACAUUGCUGGCUUCCACCCUCAUGGUGUUCUGGCUAUUGGAGCCUUCACCAACUUCUGUACUGAGGGCACCAAUUUUUCUUCUGUGUUUCCUGGGAUACGUUCCCACCUGAUGAUGUUGACUUUUUGGUUACAGCUUCCUUUCUUCAGAGACUAUAUCAUGAAGGGAGGGCUGGUAUCAUCAGACAAGGAGUGUGUCUCACACCUCAUGAGCAAAGAGGAGGGAGGAAACUUGCUGGUAAUUACAGUGGGAGGGGCCAAGGAGACCCUGGAUGCCCAUCCUGGAGACUAUACAUUGCUACUGAAGAAUCGGAAAGGAUUUGUUAAACUUGCCUUGAUUCAUGGGGCAUCUCUGCUGCCUAUAUUCUCUUUUGGGGAGAAUGAAAUCUUUGACCAACUAAACAAUAGCCAGGGGUCCUGGCUCCGAUCGAUCCAGGACAGACUCCAGAAGAUCAUGGGCUUCCCCCUCCCAAUCUUCCAUGGCCAAGGGAUCUUCCAGGACAGAUUUGGCCUGCUGCCCUAUCGCCAUCCUAUCACCACUGUGGUGGGGAAGCCAAUUGAGGUGGAACAAAAUACCAACCCAACCCAAGAAGAAGUGGACCGUCUGCACCAGCGUUACAUGACAGAACUGUGCAGCCUUUUUGAAGCCCACAAGACCAAAUAUAACGUCCCCCCAGAGCAGCACCUGAAGUUCCGAUGA